AUUGUCAUUGAUCGAACUCGCAUCUACUUCACUUUUUGUCUACGGCACAAAUAAUUUGUUCGAUCUUGUGUAUCAUUGUAUGAUUUUGUUAUUUUCGUGAGUAGACUUUUUUUGGCAAUUUGUACAAAAUGGAAUGUUUAUUAGGAAUACGUUUUAACAAAUUCGUUAUAAUUGCCGCGGACAUGACAAACGCGCACAGUAUAGUGGUUAUGAAAAAUGAGGAAAAUAAAAUUUACGAAAUGACUGAUCACAUAGUAAUGGGAAUCAAUGGCGAAAGUGGAGAUACCACUCAAUUUGCAGAGUUUAUUGCUAAGAAUAUUCAAUUAUACAAAAUGCGAAAUGGAUAUGAAGUCAGUACUGUUUCCGCAGCUAAUUUCACUAGAAGGAAUUUAGCUGAUGCUCUGAGGAGUCGGAAUGCCUACCAUGUAAAUAUGCUGAUUGGAGGUUACGAUAAAGAAGGAGGCCCACAACUUUAUUUUAUGGAUUACUUGGGAGCGUGUGUAAAUUUGCCUUAUGCUUGUCAUGGAUAUGGAGGUUUCUUCUCAUUAAGCAUAAUGGAUCGAUAUUAUCAAAGCGAUAUGUCAGAAGAGGAAGCUUAUGCCAUAAUCAAAAAAUGCAUUACUGAAAUUCACAAAAGACUCAUCAUCAAUCUACCUAACUUUAAAGUCGUUGUAGUCAAUGAAGAUGGUGUAAAAUACAUGCCUAAUAUAACACCAAAGGAUUUGGUGGAUGCAUGAAACUUAAUUGUAUUUACUUGUGAUGGAGCAUUUUGAAUAAUAAAAUUACUUAAAAUUAAGUCAAAGUUUUAUUAAGAAUUAUGUAAAAUGAAUACUUUUUAAAUACACUUAUUUUGGAAA
This is a messenger RNA of Ctenocephalides felis (cat flea), 857 nucleotides long. RefSeq names its product proteasome subunit beta type-2 (gene Prosbeta4). Gene Ontology annotation, biological process: proteasomal protein catabolic process. Gene Ontology annotation, cellular component: proteasome core complex. The record is from RefSeq and is a predicted model, not a curated record. Lineage: Eukaryota; Metazoa; Arthropoda; Insecta; Siphonaptera; Pulicidae. Bases 129 to 737 code for a protein of 202 amino acids. The transcript has 4 exons.